AUGGUCUUCACAGCUGCUAGAUGGGUGGUUGAUGUAGCAGAAGGGAAGACCGUUUGCAGAUUCGUAUUGGUCGUGGCUGAGGCCACGAUUUGGGAGAGGGAAGCGAGAAGGAUGAGUUUGGAGUACAUGAUGAACAAUUACAGGCAGGGCCUCCAAAUCAGAAGCUUUGCUCAGACACGUCUCCUCAAACAUGUCCAAGGUCCCCAACCUGACAGCUACGACAACUCCAAUGCACGACCAGCAGUUGACCUGAACCACAACAUAACGCAGGAGGAGAAGGAUCACUAUGCGCGCAAACUGCACGAGGAUAAGGGAAAGCAGAUACGCACACCAUGGCAUCGCGAAGGAAGCGAAAAGCCACCUGUUUCCAAGUUGGAGAGUGAUAGUGGGACAAUGACGAAGGGCAAACUUCUCACCACCCCCUCACGUAUGCUCAAACUCAUUCUCCCCCUCACAACAAGAGACUCCACCUCCACCUCCUCCGCGCCCGAACCCCUCGCCCUGCUGGUCCACCCCCAACAACCCCUCUCCUACCUUGAACGCCUCAUCCAAGCCGAACUCCCCUUCCUCAAAACAAAGGAUGGCCGUGAACGCAUCCCAAACGUCUACUUCCGCGCCGAGGACUCCCUACAGGAUUCAUUAGAACCCUCGAAACCUACAGCGACCCCCGUAUCCGAAACCAGCGAGUCCGUCGUCGAGGAUGAAUACGUCUUCCAGAAAGCCGACGAGAUCCACAUCGACGGAAAGACGGAACGCACCGGCAAACUCGACUCCCCAUCUUCAACAACAACUCCUGAAGGCUUCCCACCCAACCGCCACCACCCUUCCGAAGCCGCCGCACUCCGCGGCGGCCAUGGCGAAGGAGGCGUGGAAUCCUACUCGGGCCUAGGCCACGAAGCCCCCUCCGAUUCAAGGCGCACGCGCAACUUCGUCCGCUGGUCCUCGUCGACGGAGAUUGGGGACUUUAUCCGCGACGCCGCGCGCGGGCAGGAAUUCGCCAUCGAGAUUGAGGGCGCGCCGCACGACAUCCGCGUCGGGGUGCCGAGCUUCAACGACAGGACGUAUUACUUGCGGAUGCGGCUGCGCAAGACGAGCAAGCGGAUCGCGGACAUGGCGAAGAUCAAGAAGGAGUGCGACGAGUUGGCGCAUAGGGCGGCGCAGAGAGUGGCCAUGGGCGGGUUCGGCGUGCUGUGCGGGUGGUGGUAUCUCGUGUAUCGGUUGACGUUUGAAACGGAGUUGGGGUGGGAUGUCAUGGAGCCUGUGACGUACCUCGUCGGCCUCUCUUCCCUCAUAGCCGGCUACGUCUGGUUCCUCUACCACAACCGCGAGGUCUCGUACCGCUCCGCCAUGAACUUCACCAUCUCGCGCCGCCAGCAGAAGCUCUACAGCCAACGGGGCUUCGAUCUACAGAAGUGGGAGGCCCUCGUCGCCGAGGGGAAUGAGCUGAGGAAGGAGAUCAAGGCCGUCGCGAAUGAGUACGAUGUAGAGUGGGAUGAGCUCGAGGAUGAGAAGCAUGAGGAGGUAGCGGAGGCGUUGAGGGAGGAGAGGAAGAAGAAGGAGAAGGAGGAGGAAGAGGAGGGACCGCAACCUGCGGGUACGAGGGCGAAUGAGGGGCCUGCGAAGGGGUCGGAUGUAAAGUAG
This is a messenger RNA of Westerdykella ornata, 1641 nucleotides long. RefSeq lists its product as uncharacterized. Gene Ontology annotation, biological process: mitochondrial calcium ion homeostasis; calcium import into the mitochondrion. The transcript has 4 exons. Lineage: Eukaryota; Fungi; Ascomycota; Dothideomycetes; Pleosporales; Sporormiaceae. The record is from RefSeq and is a predicted model, not a curated record. Gene Ontology annotation, cellular component: uniplex complex; mitochondrial inner membrane. Gene Ontology annotation, molecular function: uniporter activity; calcium channel activity. Bases 1 to 1641 code for a protein of 546 amino acids.